Messenger RNA from Galdieria sulphuraria, 1698 nucleotides. RefSeq names its product BAR protein. Gene Ontology annotation, molecular function: protein binding. The coding region runs from base 131 to 1462 and encodes 443 amino acids. The record is from RefSeq and is a predicted model, not a curated record. The transcript is spliced from 4 exons. Lineage: Eukaryota; Rhodophyta; Bangiophyceae; Galdieriales; Galdieriaceae.
CAUAGAAUUUAUUGUCAUAUUAUAGAAAUACUCAAGAUUUUGCAAUUUGAACAAUUUCUCAUUUGGGUGUGGAGUUGUCAAUUCUUAUUAUUCAUAUUGGGACGCGCUGAACCAAGGCAACUCCACUCUUAUGUUUCAUAAAACCAAGUUAUUUUUUCGUGAAGCCAAAGAAAGUGUUUCGAAAACAGAAGACAGGUCUGUAGCUUCUUACAAGGUGCAGCUUUGGAAGGACAGACUCACUGAAGUGCAACGAGUCGUAAACACAGUCGAGGAGAAGGUUUUUACUCAGGUUUUAUCUCUAGACCUUGCUAGCAAGUUGAAACAUGUUUGCGAUAGUGUUCAUGAAAUAUUUGACUCGUCUUCACAACAGUAUUCAACAGUACUUUAUUCUGUCAAUUGUGCGGAUGCCUUCUUUGAAGCGGUGAAAAACCUCAGCAAGCCUGAGAACUUGUCCAAUUUGAUUCAACAGCUGCGAAUUUACGACCAGCAGAUAAAGGAUCUGAAACAAUAUGAAAAGAAGCGUGAUGCUUGUAGAAGAGAGUAUGAGUUAUAUGUUGAAAAAGUGGAAAAUCUUUCACAUUCAGGAAAGCAACAAGAACGACUCGAUAGAAAUAGAAAGAAGCUAUCCGAGUCCAAGGCGCGUUUUGUUCAAGCCACCAAAGAAUAUAUUGUGCGCAUGAAAGAAAUUUACAGAGAACACCCCCUUCUCCUACAUUGCGCUCUUGUUGCUUUUUGGAAUGUGAACAUGCAAAUUGCGGAUGCCUUGAAUGAGAACCUUGAACCACUUCGUUCACUAGUCUCAUCCAAUUUGUAUUUUGUAAAGACCCUAGACUUGAGAUUGACAGCAAUCAACAUAAAUGAUCCCAGUGAUGAUGAAGUCGAUGUGGAAACGAAUUAUCAGAAUGAUAAACCAAAACAAAGCCGAGAAUCAGCAGCGGAAAGUGAUCAAAAUGCUCUGGUAUUAUCGUCUCAGGCAGACUUACCUCCUGGAUGGGAGAGAAGGUACGAACCCAAUCUUGGUCGUUACUAUUAUGUGGACCAUAAUACACGGACAACAUCGUGGUUUCCUCCAACUGCUAAUAAUAAGGUUGCCUCUGAAGCUGAAUCAGUUUCUAUUCCUGCUUCCAACAAUUCUCAAACUGAUCAUUUCGUUGGAGGCAACUCUAAUGAUUACAAUAAGAAUACUCAUGUAACGAUGUCCGAUAAUCGGAAUUAUUCUCCAGAAGUUUUCUCUUAUAACACAUAUCAGUACAAUAACAGAGGAGGUUAUACUGAUAAUAUAUAUGCAGAUAAUAAUAAUAAUAUUAAUAAUAAUAAUAAGAAUGAUUCGUAUAACCCUGCACCACAAAGCAAUAACCCUCCAUAUAUGUUCUACUCUGGUUUACCGUCUAGAAGAACUUGGAAUGAUAUAGGUGAUGAUGAUCCUUUGGCAAGAGCCUUGGAAGCGCAAUAUAGAGGAUAGGUCAUCGUUGUAAGAAUUCAAAAAGUUGUGAAAGUUUGAAGUUAUGACAGAAAGAGAUAGCUCUGUUGGGAGGUUUGUGUAGAUAGAAAAAGCCCAUCCAAAUGGUUGGUGGCUGCUGUGGUUAGAGCCAUUGGAUAAUCGACAUUUGAGUUGUCUGUCUUAUAUGGAAUUUUUGGUCAUAAACUUGAAAUCGAAUGUUUUUCAGUCGUUUUUCACGUGAGCCUUGAUCACUUUCA